Molecule: messenger RNA, 728 nt
Organism: Nymphaea colorata (pocket water lily)
Lineage: Eukaryota; Viridiplantae; Streptophyta; Magnoliopsida; Nymphaeales; Nymphaeaceae
Exons: 3
Coding region: 151-450 (99 amino acids)
Cellular component (GO): mitochondrion
Source: RefSeq, a predicted model, not a curated record
CAAUACUCGGACAAAACGUACUUGAGGGACGCCAUGCCAACUGGGUUCGCUGUAGAUCCGACCCAACCUUCUUAGAAAACCUCAUUCAGGCUGCAGGAGGGUUUUAGAAAACAAGAAACCUAUCUCUCUCUCGGGAAGAAGCAAAGGAAGAUGGCAACUGGUGCCUGUGCCAGGAGAGUGGCGCGUUCUUCGGUUGGCAACACUUUCAGGUCAUUCAUGUUAGGGAAGACUAAAACUAGUGUGGGUGUGCCUUCUUCCGCUCCACCCACACUUCCGUUCUCUUCCCUCCCAAAGCGCUGUCAUGUCUCAAGGUUGCCUAGGAUCUUGGGAUCUGCUGAAUCUUUGAUGCCACUCCACAGCGUUACUGCAUCUGCUUUGCUGACUUCAAUGCUUUCUGAUAAAUCUCAAAACUGGGGGUGGCUAUCAGAAGGUUUUGCUACACCGCUAUAACAGGAUGUGUGAUGUGGAGGGAAUGAGCUGAACAAGCGAAUCUCGAUUCCCGUUUUGGGUAAUCGUUUUUAUUUGUUGCAGUAUAAUUUUCUGGCUUCAGAAUGAGCUGAACAAGCGAAUGUCGAUUCCCGUUUUGGGUAAUCGUUUUUAUUUGUUGCAGUAUAAUUUUCUGGCUUCAGAAACAAUUAUUUUGGGUACUCGCAUUCAAAGGCCAUUUCUAGAACAUUGAUGUUUGCUUCCUUUCUGUUGAGAAAUCUAGGAAAGAAUAUUCCUGAGUA